UCCUCCCACUCCUCUGACAUCACAGCGAGGGACUCGAACCUGUGACACAUGAGCCUCGCCCACGACCAGGUGAGGAGGAGAAGGGUCUGAGGAUGCUGCCCUGGACCGCUGACGACCACAACAAGAAAACACCUGAGGAGGAGGAGGAGGAGGAGUACGCCCUUCCUCUUCCUCUCGUUACCAUGACGACCUCAAAGGAUGACCAAUCAGAGGCCACGGUGAGCCCCUCUGUGAAUCAGGAGGUCAGCUCAGACUCAGGGGAGGAGACAGGGGCGGCGCUGUCGGACUCUAACCGGGAGGGGUUACUGUGGCAACAGAGGGAGGAGGAGGAGCGGGACGAAGAGGAGAUGCAGGCGGUGGCCUCGUCUCCCGAUGGACGAUUCCUCAAGUUCAACAUCGAGAUCGGACGAGGAUCCUUCAAGACGGUUUACAAAGGUCUGGACACGGAGACCACGGUGGAGGUGGCCUGGUGUGAACUACAGACCCACCGUCUGAACAAGGCGGAGCGGCAGCGCUUCUGCGAGGAGGUGGAGAUGCUGAAAGCUCUGCAGCAUCCCAACAUCGUCCGAUUCUUCGACUCCUGGAAGUCGACACUGAAGGGCCACAAAUGCACCAUCCUGGUGACGGAGCUCAUGACAUCCGGGACCCUCAAAACGUACCUGCGCAGGUUCCGUCAGAUGAAGCUGAAGCUGCUGCAGCGCUGGAGUUUCCAGAUCCUGAAGGGGCUACAGUUCCUGCACUCGCGCUGCCCCCCCAUCCUGCACCGAGACCUCAAGUGUGACAACAUCUUCAUCACCGGGCCCACUGCCUCCGUCAAGAUUGGAGACCUGGGCCUCGCCACGCUCAAGAAGGCCUCAUUCGCCAAGAGCGUCAUUGGGACCCCGGAGUUUAUGGCUCCAGAGAUGUACGAGGAGAAGUACGAUGAGGCCGUGGAUGUCUAUGCCUUUGGUAUGUGCAUCCUGGAGAUGGCGACGUCCGAGUAUCCGUACUCAGAGUGUCAGAACGCCGCACAGAUCUACCGCAAAGUCACCAAUGGAAUCAAACCAGAGAGUUUUUUCAAAGUAAAAGUCCCUGAGCUGAAGGAGAUCAUCGAGGGCUGCAUCCGGACCAACAGCAGCGAGAGGUUCACGGUUCAGGACCUGCUGGACCACCGGUUCUUCCAGGAGCAGCUGGGCGUCCACGUGGAGCUGGCCGAGGAAGACGAUGGCUCGAAGGCGGCGCUGAAGCUCUGGCUCCGGAUGGACAGCAACAAGAAGCUCCACGGCAAAUACAAAGAUAACAACGCCAUCGAGUUCCUGUUCGAGCUGUACAAAGACGUCCCCGAGGAGGUGGCCCAGGAGAUGGUGGUGUUGGGUUUCUUGUGUGAGGCGGACUAUAAGCUCGUUGCCAAGGCGAUCAGACACCGGGUGACGGCCAUAAAGCGUCAGCGGGAGAAACAGCGCCGCCUGCUGGAGGGGGCUCAGAGGGACGCUGUCAUCGAGGAGGAGCCUGACCCCGCCCCUCCACCACCUGAACCGUCCAAUCAGAGACCUGCACCUGCCACAAGCACCUUUGCAGAAGGGAAGGUCGCCAGUCAGCAGGAAGCAGCUGCCGUUUCAGCCCCCGCCCCUCCCUGGAUACAAGCCCCGCCCACAGUAACAGCGACAUCAUCAGUGCUGUCGUCGAGCAGCAGCCCAGUGGAUUCUGGGAUCAGCAGCAUCUUCAGCAGGAUGGAGGGAGACAGAGAUGAGGACGACAAAACCGCCAAACACACCUCCUACUCCUCUGCUACCUCGGACUGUGAGAUGGACGUCUCCUUCAGCUCCUCAGGUGUCCCAGAGAAGGUUGAAGCCACACCCCCUCCCAUCACAAACCCCACCACCAUCCCAAUCCUGUCAGUCUCUGCCCCUGCUCCAGUGGCUCAGGAAACCCCUCGCCUUGAGGCUCCUCGUCCUGUGACCCGGGCUCCUUCCAAGGCUCCACCCCUUCCUGUGCUGCGUUUCCCCAAGAGCAUCGCUGUGUCCCAUAAUGCCAAGCGACCGCCGUCUGGAUCAGUCUGCGGCUUCUCCUCACCUGUUGACAGCUACGCCUCUGAUGUGACGUCAGGUCUGAGUGACGGCACCGACGGCCAAUCAGAUCGGGGAAACCAGGAAGCAACUAAAAAGGCAGCUACGAAGCAGUUCAGGAGGAGAGCGAGAGCUCGUCUGAGAAUCACUGGGGUGUCAGAUAUGGUGGACCGGGUGGUGGAGUGUCAGCUGCAGACUCAUGACAGUAAGAUGGUGACGUUUAAAUUCGACCUGGACGGAGACAAUCCAGAAGACAUCGCCUCUGUGAUGCUGCACAGAGACUUCAUCCUGCCGCCAGAGCGGGAAGGAUUCAUCCUCCGCAUGUAUGACAUCAUCAACAGGGCGGAGUCAAUGAUGCCUCAGCCGCCAGCGGGCACGGACAGGUCGUCUCACCUGACCUCGUCCACCCUGCCUGAGUCCACGCCUCACCUGUCCACCCCGGGCCUGUCCAGGACUCUGUCCUCAUCUUCACUACCUGACAUCGAUGCUGACCCCUCCCCCUUAAAGGGCGUAGACUUUCACAUCGACCCUGAGGCCACGCCCCCCGUCAGACCGCUGAGGUCACAGUCAUUUCACACCUCCUCAGCUCCACAACUACCCCCACCAAUACCCCUCCCAGACUCUACCCUCUCCACCCCCCACCUCCCCCCUCCUCAGUACCACCUCCCAUCUCCUCCCUACUCCCCCUACUCCGCCCCAUUCCCCCCACAGAGCCCUGCCCCCGGCCUCCCACGGGUCCACAGUAACCCCUCCCUCCUCACCCCUCCAUCCACCUCCUCCUCAGCCCCUCCCCCUCCUCCUCACUGGCCCCCCCCUGACCAGCCUUUCUUCACCCUGACCAACAUGCUCUCUCUGGCCAUGAGCGUGGCCCAGUCCUUCAUGCCCCCACCCGGGACCCCAAACCAGGGCUUCCUCCCCCACACCCAGCCCCUGUCUCCCCCAUUCCCCUCCCUCCAGUCUCCUCUCUCUCCCCCCAUGUCUCCAUCACUGGGUCCUAAGCACCACCGCCCCCCGACACUCUCCUCCUUCUCCCCUCCCUUCACCCCACAGUCUCCCUAUGGCCCCCCCUUCCCUCAGACCGGCUCUGCCCAGGACGGCCAGCAGGGGGCGCCGCCCAGCCGGACUCCAGACUCACCUCAGUCAUUGCAGCGCCACAGUCCCGUUCAGCUGAAGGUCGGCUCAGCUCCACCUCCUUAUGGUUCAGGUUCCGUCUCUGCUCCAGGUCCAACCACAGCUCCAGGUCCAACCACAGCUCCAGGUUCAACCACAGCUCCAGGUCCAACCACAGCUCCCAGUCCAACCACAGCUCCCAGUCCAACCACAGCUCCCAGUCUGACCACUGCUGCCAGUCUGACCACAGUUCCCAGUCCAACCACAGCUCCCAGUCUGACCACAGCUCCCAGUCCAACCACUGCUGCCAGUCUGACCACAGCUACCAGUCCAACCACAGCUCCAGGUCCAACCACAGCUCCCAGUCCAACCACAGCUGCCAGUCUGACCACAGCUCCAGGUCCAACCACAGCUCCCAGUCCAACCACAGCUCCAGGUCCAACCACAGCUGCCAGUCUGACCACAGCUCCAGGUCCAACCACAGCUGCCAGUCUGACCACAGCUCCAGGUCCAACCACAGCUCCCAGUCCAACUACAGCUCCAGGUCCAACCACUGCUGCCAGACUGUCUCCUGUUAAUGAGGUGAAGAAACCUUCAGUCCUCACCGUCGGCCGUUUCCAGGUGACGCCCUCUAAAGACUUCCCCGCUGUCCGUCAUCAGGAGCCCCGCCCACUCAGCCGGGCCACGCCCACCGCCCACUCCCCACCUCCCUCCAGGUCAAACCAAUCAGAGAGCUCGGAGAGCAGCACGGAGGAGCAGAGCGAAUCAGGACAGAGCAGCAUUGUCACGGUGACGGUGUCCCCCCCGCCUGGUGGUUACCGUGACAACCACGAGGAGGAGGACAGGAGGAGGAGGGGGGGGCAGAGGCUCGGCGUCAGUCUGUGGGAGGGGUCAGCCAGCAGCCCUGGGGUGAGUGGCAGCAGCUUCAGCCAAUUGUGGAGCCGCUCUGUACCCUACGUCAGCUCCGACGAAUCAGAGAGCGAGAAGGAGGAGAUGUGGGAGGAGCUACAGGAGCUCCGUGAGAGACACCUGGCUGAGGUGCACAACCUGCAGGCCAAUCAGAAGAGAGAGAUCGAGGAGUUGUACCUGAGGAUGGGUAAAGUCCCACCCCCCGGCAUCGUCUCUCCAGCCGCCAUGUUGAACCAUCGCCAACGCCGCCUCUCCAAGACAGGAAACUACCCUCCUGUUCGUAAGAACAGCCUGCAGAGACUAGACGUGCUGCCUCCUACAGGCAUCAUGAGGAAGAGCUCGGUGAGCGGCAGCAGCAGUGGAUCUCAGGACAGAGCAGCUAAAGGAGUGACCUUUGCCCCCGAACACACCUGCAAGGUAGAGAAACACCUUUCUCCUGCAGUGAGUGAGAGGAGCUGAAGACAUGAUAAAGAUGAAGCGGAAGAGGAAACAUGAAAAUCUUCAUCUGAUCAAACUCGUUUUUAGAUUUAUUUUAAUUUCUCUGUUUUCUUCAGCACUUUACAGCAGAAACACUGAGACUCAAUGAUUCUGUUUUAUUAAACUGACGAGAGUUAAAACACAGCUCAGGACUCUGACUCUGAUCAGUGAGUUUCUGCUGGAACAGAUGAUUUCACUGAUUUUAGAUCUGAUCUGAUUUUUCUAUUUGCAUGAAUCAAUUAUCUGAUGUAAAUAUUUCACAAACCUGCUGCUCAGUCUGUUUCUGUUUCCACUGAAGCAAUUUAAAGAUGAUUUAAAGAAUAAUUAUUGUGAUAUUUAAAGAGAGACUGACCUGAUGUUUGACGCCUGCAGGUGUUCUGAUCAGGUGACGUCCAGCUGAGACAAACAUGAUUAUUAUUUCAGUUUGUAAAGUUUGCUGUUCACAGAUAAUAAACCUGAUAUAUUUUGGUUGUUUGCCGUC
Messenger RNA from Lates calcarifer (barramundi perch), 5022 nucleotides. Its product is annotated as serine/threonine-protein kinase WNK4-like. Gene Ontology annotation, cellular component: cytoplasm; cytosol. Lineage: Eukaryota; Metazoa; Chordata; Actinopteri; Centropomidae. The record is from RefSeq and is a predicted model, not a curated record. Gene Ontology annotation, biological process: positive regulation of sodium ion transmembrane transporter activity; monoatomic ion homeostasis; negative regulation of sodium ion transport. Gene Ontology annotation, molecular function: chloride channel inhibitor activity; protein serine/threonine kinase activity; potassium channel inhibitor activity.